Triticum dicoccoides is the source of this 852-nucleotide messenger RNA. RefSeq lists its product as uncharacterized. The record is from RefSeq and is a predicted model, not a curated record. The transcript has 2 exons. Bases 1 to 711 code for a protein of 236 amino acids. NCBI's taxonomy places the organism in Eukaryota, Viridiplantae, Streptophyta, Magnoliopsida, Poales, Poaceae.
AUGGCGUCGGCAGAAUCGUGCGUCUGGGCGCUGGGCUGGCCGGGCCGCAUCGGGCGCUCAUCUUACCUGGCGUGCCACGAGAAGCCCAGCUGGAGCCCAAGAGCGAGCCGAGACCGACUACGGCUGGCCUCCGCCGCCCCUAUAAGACGGAAGACGCGGCGUCGUCUCCUCCCCAAUCUGAAUCGCCUCGAGUCGGAAGCUAGAGUUCCAAAGGGGCCUUCUUUCUCGGCCGGUUCGUCGUCGGAGGUGGUAGUGGUGGCGGCGGCGACCAAGCCAACGCGUCGUCGUGGUGGACAGAAGGGGUCUCCGAAGGACGGUUCGCAGGAGAAGGAGGCAGUGAUCAUGCCAGGGCGUCAUGGUCGACAGAAGGGGCUUCCUAAGGCCGGCUCGCAGGGUGGCCAUGGCAAGUGCAAGGGAGGCCCUCUUCCUCCGGCGAAGAACAUGAUGAGUGAAGAGGAGGUGAUGUCCAUCCUGUCCUGGGAAAAGCCUGCCCGCUUCGACCGAAAGAAGAGCAAGUACGCCGGUUUCUUCAACAAGUUGAGGGAUGAAAACUUCAAGUACCAGCAGGAGAUCAAGGAUGAGUUUGAGGAGAAGGGCUACGUCGAGAUCCCCGACAACUUCCGGGAAGACACCAACAGAAUGAUGCGUGAGGCUCACAGGAAGGCGUACCUGGAGGUUUUUGGCACCGAACCGCCAGCUAAAUUCGAGUAGAUCGGAGGAGCACUGUUAUUUCACCGUCUAUCUAUCCUAGUAGUAUUGAGUGGAGCACUGUAGUUUGCAGUAUUUGUAUUAAUAUCUAUCCUAAAAUUUCUAACUAUCUUAUCUGCCUCUCAUGCACUCAUAUGUUGGAGC